Tarenaya hassleriana is the source of this 1496-nucleotide messenger RNA. RefSeq names its product serine/threonine-protein kinase BIK1-like. The record is from RefSeq and is a predicted model, not a curated record. NCBI's taxonomy places the organism in Eukaryota, Viridiplantae, Streptophyta, Magnoliopsida, Brassicales, Cleomaceae. The transcript is spliced from 6 exons. Bases 192 to 1292 code for a protein of 366 amino acids. Gene Ontology annotation, biological process: protein phosphorylation. Gene Ontology annotation, molecular function: protein kinase activity; ATP binding.
UCUUUUACUCGUUCUCUGUCUUCUUCGCCUUCUCUCUCUCUGUCUCUCUCCUUGAUGUUCUUCUUCAUGGGACCAUAUGGGUUUUCUAUAAUUUCUUGGGUUCCACUACUUUGACAAGUCCUGUUCUGCCGUACAGCUGAAGCAAUACAACGAAAAGGGAGAAUCUUUUCGUGUUCUUCCUGUCUGGGUUCAUGGGUUCUUGUCUCAGUUCUCGGAUCAAGGCCGAAAGUCCUCCCCGUAACGAAGCAAAUUCGAGCGAGAAAAGCAGCGAUCUGUACGGCCUAAGUCUUUCGAGCCAGAAAUCGUUAGUGAAAACAGAGGGAGAGAUUUUACAGUCUGCGAGUGUCAAAAGCUUCAGCUUCAACGAACUCAAGCUCGCCACCAGGAACUUCGGAACAGACAGCGUGGUCGGAGAAGGAGGCUUCGGUCCUGUUUUCAGAGGCUGUAUCGAUGAGGACACUCUUACUCCGACUAAACCGGGAACCGGUUUGGCCAUCGCGGUUAAACGGCUUAGCCGGGAAGGUUUUCAGGGUCAUCGUGAAUGGCUGACAGAGAUCAACUACUUGGGUCAGUUGAGUCACCCGAAUCUGGUUAAACUGAUUGGUUAUUGUCUGGAGGACGAACACCGACUUCUUGUAUACGAGUUUAUGCCCAACAGAAGCCUUGAGAAUCAUCUUUUCAAAAGGAGUUCGCUCUCGUGGAGAUUACGGGUCAAAGUAGCGGUAGAUGCGGCCAAAGGGCUCGCUUUUCUUCACAGCGAUUCCGUCAGAGUGAUCUACCGAGACUUCAAGGCUUCGAACAUCUUACUUGAUUCGGACUACAAUGCCAAACUCUCGGAUUUCGGGUUGGCCCGAGACGGCCCAAUGGGUGAUCAAAGCCAUGUUAGUACGCGGGUCAUGGGUACUUACGGGUAUGCCGCUCCUGAAUAUAUGUCCACAGGACAUUUGAACACGAGAAGCGAUGUGUACAGUUUCGGGGUGGUUCUGCUGGAAAUAUUGUCGGGUAGGCGAGCAUUGGACCCCAAUAGACCGGCUAAGGAAGAAAACCUCGUGGAAUGGGCUCGGCCUUAUCUCACCAGCAAACGGAAGGUCCUCCAAAUCGUGGAUAGACGGUUAGACGGACAGUAUUUGCCGGAAGAAGCGGUUAGAGUCGCGAGCAUAGCCGUGCAGUGCAUCUCCUUCGAACCCAAGUCUCGUCUAACUAUGGACCAGGUGGUAAGAGCCUUGCAAAGAGUGCAGGACAACUUUGGCAAACCGACCAAAACCGAACCGGUUAAAGGUACCGAAAAUUAGGAUUAAAAACCGGAGUCUGAUUCCUGAAAAAUUGGAUGUGCAGACAAAAACCCUUUAGGUUUUGUAGGUAUAGAACAUGUGGCAGUACUGUAUUUUGUACGAAUUUUCAGUGUAUUGUACGGAUUUCCAUGUAUUUUGUUGUAUUGAUCUUAAGAUUGAUGGAGACUGGAGUGAGUUAAAAGAGUGUUGUUGAUAUUUGUAAAA